UCACAACGCGGAACAAACGCCUUCCGACCUUUUCGUUCCCCUUCCCACUCCACAAACCCCCGCGACGCGUUCCGCUUCCCGCAUGGCCGCCGCACGCGACCUCGCCCGCGACCCGCCGGAGUCGACGCGCCUGCGCAUCGGCGACGACGUCGCCUGGUCCGACAUCAACGGCGUCUACGACCGCGACGACUCCCUCAAGGAGAACACCAACCCCAAGUGCCUCCUCAAGAACCACCCCGCCGCCGCCCACACCGGCGUGUCGCAGAGGUUCUCCGGCAACCUGAAGCCGACGGCGGCGCACAUCAUCGGCCUCCCCGGGAAGCUCGGCCAGGGCAGCGGCGGGUGCGCGCGGCGGCACCACCCGCCCGCGAUGUUCCCCAAGAAGGCCAAGACCGGCGGCGGCGGGCGCACGGCCAAGGCGGCCGUCUCGGAGCCGGGCUCUCCCAAAGUGUCCUGCAUCGGGAAGGUGCUCUCCGACCGCGAGCGCGCGCUCCGGCGCCACCCGCCGAGGUCUCCGGGGACGAGGCUCAGUUGCUGCGGCGGGUUCGGUUUCUUGAUGCGUCGCAGCCGGUCGAGGAACAGCGCCGUGGAGUGCGUUGACCAGUCCCCGCCACCGCCUCCGCCGCUGCCGCUGCCUACGGAAGCUGCGACGAGUCGGAGGGAGACGGAGGAGGUGGAGACGGAGGUGCCGCCUCUGGCGCCGGGGCUGGGAAGCAUGCGGCGGUUCGCCUCAGGGAGGCGGGCGGCGGAUUGAUUGACCGGCCGAGAUGGAGGACGAUGGACGCGUGGCGAGAUCUGGGCCGUUGUACAGGUAGGUGGACGGUUUGGUUGGGUGUGGCUUUCAGUUGGUUGUUGCUGUGCUUUAGGUGUAGUUGAGCUGUGUACAUACUGAAAAUUAGGAAUUCAGGUUUGGACUUCGGAUUGGCAAAUUUCUGACAAUUUUGGUUCCUCUGUUUUGGCCUGUUUACAAUCGUGUUGCAUAGUCAUCGUCUUGUCUAUAACACCCAGGCAUUAUUCUGAAGCCUAUUGAUUUUUUUGUCAAA
Phragmites australis (common reed) is the source of this 1043-nucleotide messenger RNA. RefSeq lists its product as uncharacterized. NCBI's taxonomy places the organism in Eukaryota, Viridiplantae, Streptophyta, Magnoliopsida, Poales, Poaceae. The coding region runs from base 83 to 754 and encodes 223 amino acids. The record is from RefSeq and is a predicted model, not a curated record. The transcript has a single exon.